AUGUUGACGAUUGCGAUCCUCGCCCUUCUUUGUGCCUCAGCCUCUGCCAAUGCCAUUCAGGCUAGGUCCUCCUCCUAUAACGGAGAGUAUGGAGGUGGUGGAGGACAGCGAUUCUCCCAUUCUGGCAACCAGCUGGAAGGCCCCAUCACUGCCCUUCGUGUCCGUGUCAGUCGAUACUACAUUGUAGGUCUCCAGGUGCGCUAUGGCAAGGUGUGGAGCGACUAUGUGGGUGGCAAGUCAGGAGACCUGGAGGAAAUCUUCCUGCACCCUGGGGAGUCAGUGAUUCAGGUGUCUGGCAAAUACAAGAACUAUCUGAGGAAGCUGGUCUUUGUGACAGACAAGGGCCGCUACCUGCCUUUUGGGAAAGACACAGGCACGAGUUUCAACGCUGUGCCCUUGUACCCCAACACUGUACUUCGAUUCAUCAGUGGCCGAGCUGGUUCUCUCAUUGAUGCCAUUGGCCUGCACUGGGAUGUCUACCCCAGUGACUGCAGCAGCUGCUGA
Molecule: messenger RNA, 504 nt
Organism: Sciurus carolinensis (gray squirrel)
Lineage: Eukaryota; Metazoa; Chordata; Mammalia; Rodentia; Sciuridae
Gene: Zg16
Product: zymogen granule protein 16
Exons: 3
Coding region: 1-504 (167 amino acids)
Source: RefSeq, a predicted model, not a curated record